Messenger RNA from Akanthomyces muscarius, 654 nucleotides. RefSeq lists its product as uncharacterized. Bases 1 to 654 code for a protein of 217 amino acids. Gene Ontology annotation, biological process: endoplasmic reticulum to Golgi vesicle-mediated transport. NCBI's taxonomy places the organism in Eukaryota, Fungi, Ascomycota, Sordariomycetes, Hypocreales, Cordycipitaceae. Gene Ontology annotation, molecular function: COPII receptor activity. Gene Ontology annotation, cellular component: COPII-coated ER to Golgi transport vesicle; endoplasmic reticulum membrane; Golgi membrane. The transcript has 2 exons. The record is from RefSeq and is a predicted model, not a curated record.
AUGUGGAUUCUUCCCCUGAUCGGCUACGCGGGCGCCAUUGUCGGCUUUGGCUUCCUGACGCUCGCCAUCGCGUCGGGACUGUACUAUCUCUCCGAGCUCGUCGAGGAGCACACCGUCAUUGCCAAGCGCCUCCUUACGCGCACCAUCUACACCAUCAUCGGCGUCCAGGUCACGCUCUUAAUCGUCGACGGCUUUCCCUUUUGGGCCACGCUCCUCGGCAUCGUUUCGCACGUCGUGUACCUGGGCAACAUGCGCCGCUUCCCGUUUGUGAAGCUGUCGGAUCCUCUCUUCAUUCUCUCCUGCGUCCUCGUCCUUGUCGACCACUACGUCUGGUUCCGCCACUUUUCCGACUCGCAGACCGCCUCGUACCAGCGCGCCUCGUACUACGACGAUGUCGAGGUCCCGAGCUUCACCAUGAUUGCCUCGUACUUUGGCCUCUGCGUCUGGCUCGUCCCCUUUGCGCUCUUUGUGAGCCUCUCCGCCGGCGACAACGUCCUCCCGACCAUGGGCACCGAGCCCGCACACGACGGCGGCAGCGGCAGUGCUUUCAGCGCCAAGGCGAACAGGCCCCAGGGCAUGAUCAAAGCCGUUGUGGACUGGGCGCGCGAUACGAUCGGCGAGUUGGCGGGUGCGCGCAAAGAGAGCAGGUUCUAG